Messenger RNA from Emiliania huxleyi CCMP1516, 2214 nucleotides. RefSeq lists its product as hypothetical. Gene Ontology annotation, molecular function: protein binding. Bases 1 to 1902 code for a protein of 633 amino acids. NCBI's taxonomy places the organism in Eukaryota, Haptophyta, Isochrysidales, Noelaerhabdaceae. The transcript has 7 exons. The record is from RefSeq and is a predicted model, not a curated record.
AUGUUCGGGCUCGAGGAGUAUGUGCACGACAUACUCAGCCGCAGCCUGGGCCAGUUUGUCGCCGUGCCUCGCGACGGCAUCUCCUUCUCCAUUUGGGAGGGCGAAGGCGUACUCGACGGCGUUAGCGUGCGGCCCGAUGCGCUGGCCUCGCUUGCGCUCAGAGUGGUGGCGGGUCGAGUGCGUCGGAUUCGGUUGAUCGUGCCUUGGCACGCGCUCCGGUCGGUCCCCGUCAUGAUCAAGAUUGAGGGCCUCGAGCUGCGAGUGCAGCGGUCGGACGACUCUCCGCAGCCAGCCGACGCCGGCGAGAGGGCCACUGCCACUGCCGCCGCCGCCAACGAAGCCAUGCAGGGUGCGGAGUUCAGGACCCUCAGCCGCUACUUUGAGCGGAUCGCUGCGCUUGUGCUCAGCAACAUCGCCAUUGAGAUGGACGGCUCCGCCGAGUCGAGCCUCGACGCGUGGGGCGUGGCGCUGCUCGACGAGACGGACACGCGGAUCCUCCUCGAGACGGGCGAGUCCGCGGCGCCGCCAGGCGGCAGGCUACUGUGGGAGGAUGCGCUGUGGGCGGUGCGCGUGCGGCUGCUUGGUCGGAUGCCCGGCGCGCCGCCUGCAGAGGGCGAGGCGGCGGAGGGUGCUGCCGCCGGGCCGACGCUGCAGCGGAGCGACUCGGAGUGGCACCUCGCCGACGCCGACGAGGCGGAGGCGGAGUGCGGCAGCGGCGCGGCCGACGGCGCGGAGGGCGCGGCGCACGACGCCGCGUCGUGCUUGCGGCUCGAGCCCGGCCACGCCAAGGCGCACUUUGCGCGCGGGCGGGCCCUCUACCUGCUCUCCGACUUUGGGCGCGCGUUCUGGCACUACGAGCGCGGAGACGCCGCGGGCGGCGACGCUUGGUCGGCGCUGCACCAGUCUGCGGAGAGGGGCUCGACCGACUGCCUCGUCUUGCUGCUGGCGCACGGGAUGGAUUCGCGCUUCGCCGACGCGCACGGGCGCACGCCGCUCAUGGCUGCGCUCGAGGCGUGCCACGUCGACGCCGCACUGGCGCUGGUGCCGCUGUCGGACGUGAGCGCGGCCGGGCCUCUCGGCAGGACGGCGCUGCACUGCUGCGCGGCGCGAGGGCUCGCCUCGUGCGCGGCGCGGCUGCUCGACGCGCGCGCGAGUCCGACCGCGCGCGACGGCCGCGGCCGCACGCCGCUGCACGCCGCGGCGGAGGCCGGUGCGAUCGCCGUGAUGGCUCAUUUGUUGGCGGCCGACGGCGGGAAAGAGGCGCUCGACGCGCGGGACGCGGACGGGUGCACUCCGGCGCUGCUCGCACUGCAGUCGGCCCGGCCGGCGCCGCUCUUCGCGGAGGGGACGGCCGGAGGCGGAGGCGGAGGCGGAGGGGGCGGCGGCCACUCACCGCCGAUGCUGCUGCAGGCCGCGGGACUCUGCCUCAGCCACCGGGGGCGGACGGCCCCACUGUUUGACCAUCGCUUCAUGUCAUCAGUUGCGCCCGCUGCUUCAUUCACCGCGGAGACUCUCCCCGCGAACCGCAACGCGGAGGCCGGCUCGCCGGCAAGCCGGGUCGCAGCGAUCGAGGUCGCUGCGGCGAGAGCGCGAGGGUUCACUCGCGCUUCAGCAGGCGAAGAGGCGUGGCUUCCGUUCUCGCCUCCCACGUCGCUGCCGCCGUCGCCACGCUCGGAGAGCCCGACCCUCUUGCGCCGGCCGCCGACCGACUUUGGCACGCCCACACGAAAGCCACCUGCGAGUCGAGGUGACGGAGUCGAAGCGGUGCUGAUCACGCCGGCGGCCGCGAAACCUGCGAACCACUCUCACGGGAAUCAGGCCGAGAAGGAGCGAGACCAGAGCUCCAAGAAGUCCUUCGCUAACUCGGACCCGGCGCUGAUGGCCAACGUGCUCGGCUUUUGAAGCACUCACGGCUAUCAUGUCUGUGUACGAAUCUCACACAUGUCGACUGAGGCUGUCCUGUAUGUAUCAUACAGCAUGCCGCCCUCUGCGUCUCCUAGCUUUACGUCGACGUCGUGCGUGUGCGAUGUGUUGAUUGUGUUGCAUUGAUUGUGUUGAUUGUUGUGGCUUGUGCGCGCCCACGUGGGGCGCGGACUGUGGGGCCUGGGUCUGCGGCGCCGUCCGUUGAGGCGCAUGUGACGAAGGCGCUGAAAUCCUCCCAGUUCACGUCGUGGUCGUACAUGAUCGGAGCUUGGAUUGCGAUGUCGAAGGGCC